Molecule: messenger RNA, 1965 nt
Organism: Oryzias latipes (Japanese medaka)
Lineage: Eukaryota; Metazoa; Chordata; Actinopteri; Beloniformes; Adrianichthyidae
Gene: zup1
Product: zinc finger containing ubiquitin peptidase 1
Source: RefSeq, a predicted model, not a curated record
UUCGGAAGUUGGACCGGAAGUCCUUUUGGGUUUCGAAAAUGAAAAAUUGAAAGCUAAGCGGCAGAACCCGACCUGGAGCUAGACCUGAACUGGGGCCUGACCGCAUGAGAGCAGCGGAACCGAGAGGGUGACCCCUAAAGAAGGCCUGUGUGUGACGAUCAUGCUGACGUGUGAGGUGUGUGGGGAGGAGCUUCUCCUGGAGGAGGACAUGAAGACACACCUGCUGCUCGUCCAUCUGGAGGCCGACCUGCACUGCCCCCUCUGCUUCCUGUCCGCCGUGUCCUACGAUCAGCUCCACGCUCACAUGUCAACGGCACAUCCUGAGGAGCAGCACAACCACCCGAAACCUCUCAACAGCACUUUUGCCAGAACCAGUACCAGUAAAGUCCCAAUGGGUCAGCCUGCUGGUACUCCAGCUGAAAAAGAGAAAUCCAUCAGAGCCUCUACUUUGGUGAACUUAAAACCUCAGGAGCAAGAAAUCCCACCAGAUCCGGAGCAUGCUGGACCCCUCUCUGCAACUUUGUCUGCAGAGGAACCAGAAACCUCACAGGAGUCUGACAGGAACCAGGCCCGACAGCUGUGGAGUUCAGGAGGACGUCCUGGUACAUUUCAAAUGUUGGAGCACUCAGGAGAACCCAACCUGUCCUGCCCCAUGUGUGCGCUGGUGUGCACGAGCCCCUUGGUUUUGCAGGAACACGUGGAGCUGCAUUUGGAGGAGCAGCACCCAGAAAAAGGACGGAGGCCGUGGGAGUGUCCCAUGUGCUCAGCUGAAUGCGCCGACAGUGCUGCGCUGCAGGAACAUGUGGAGCUGCACCUGGACCCCUGCACAGGACGCUCCAGCUCUGAUCUAAGCCUGGCGGUCCAGCUGCAGCAGGAAGAGGAACAACACAGGAGGAGGGAAGAGGCGAGGCAGGAGGCGGAGCACUUCAAGAAGCUGCAGAGGCGCUAUGGUUUGGACGGGUCAGGGGGCUACCGCCGGCAGAUGGAGAGGACCAUGGAAAGGGAGGUUUCUCGUGGCCGGCUGGCACCCGCAGACUUUCACCGUAAAAAGGCUGACUUGAUGGAGUCUCUGACCUCGGGCGUUGAUGACGGCAGAUCCAGAACCUGCGGUGCAGUCGAUGCCUUGACGGAGUAUUAUCGGACCCCGGCCUGUGACUGCGCCCACGUGUGGCUCUGUUCCGACACCGACCACUUUGGCGCAUCGGCAGGAGACAAAGGCUGGGGCUGCGGCUACAGAAACUUCCAAAUGCUGCUGUCCUCCCUGCACAGAACUGAGCCCUACGCCUCUUCACUUCAAGAAAAGGCAGUUCCUUCUAUCCCACAGGUCCAGAGAAUGAUAGAAGAGGCCUGGAAAGCAGGUGUGGAUCCACAAGGAGCAUCCCACUUCAACCACCGCCUGCAGGGAACACGGGCCUGGAUCGGGGCCACAGAGAUCUACGUGUUGCUCACCUGGCUGGGUGUCAGAGCACGCAUCAUUGACUUCCACCAGCCUACGGGCCCCGGGGACACCCAUCCCCGGCUGUUUGACUGGGUCAGACAGUACUUCCUUCAGUCCAGCCAGAGCAACAGACUGCCCCCCAAGGUCAUCCGAACCAGCCUGCCCCCACUUUACCUUCAGCACCAAGGUCACAGCCGCUUGGUUGUCGGCGUGGAGCAGAGGAAAAGCGGCGCCCUGGCCCUUCUCGUUAUGGAUCCCGGAUCGAAGCUGUCACUAAGCACUGAUGCGGUUUCCGUGGCGAUUCGCCACAUCAGGAAGUUCCCCAGCAGCCUGAAGCACAAACAGUAUCAGCUGCUGGCGGUGCAGGGGGUGCUGUCUGCAGAGGACAAACAGGCUGCUGUCUUCAACUCCAGGACUCUCUGUGCAGAGAAGAUCCCAUGAGAGGCUCUCCAAGCAUCUUUUUACUGAUCACAGUCUUCAUAAUUUGGUUUUAGAUGUUUUAUAAUAAAUGCUUUCCAUACAAAAGU